Messenger RNA from Arvicanthis niloticus (Nile rat), 1306 nucleotides. It is a transcript of the gene Ngrn, whose product is annotated as neugrin, neurite outgrowth associated. Gene Ontology annotation, cellular component: nucleus. The record is from RefSeq and is a predicted model, not a curated record. NCBI's taxonomy places the organism in Eukaryota, Metazoa, Chordata, Mammalia, Rodentia, Muridae.
CUUUCCGGUCGCGAGUUGUAGAUCACUAACUCCCUUCGCGAUGGCGCUUUCCGUGAGCAUCUUCUUGGGCAGUCGUGUCCGCGCCGCUGUCGCUCGCUGUGGGUUCGCGUCCCAGGGCGUGGCGGGCCCGGGUUCUAUCAGCCGUGAGCCGGACCCGGAUUCCGACUGGGAGCCGGAGGAGCGGGAGCUCCAGGAGGUGGAGAGCGCUUUGAAACGACAGAAAAAGGCAAUGCGAUUCGAGAGAAUUCGAAGGCAAAUGGAGGCUCCAGGUGCUCCACCUAGAACACUGACAUGGGAAGCCAUGGAGCAGAUCCGGUAUUUACAUAAGGAAUUUGCAGAGUCCUGGUCAGUUCCCAGGUUGGCAGAAGGCUUUGAUGUCAGCACCGAUGUUAUCCGAAGGGUUUUAAAAAGUAAGUUUGUACCCACUUUAGAGCAGAAACUGAGGCAGGACCAAAAGGUCUUGAAAAAAGCUGGGAUUACCCGAGCGGUUUGGCAGCUCCCGGUAGCUGAAGAUACCUUGAAGCCGCUCAGUGCAGGCCAUUCUGUGUCUGGUCCUCUGCUGAUUCCAGGGGAUGAAGUCUCCUCUAAAAGUCAGAAUCACAGCACAGCUUUGAAAGUGGUAAAGUCAAACACUCACAGCACAGAUACACAGAAGAAACAGGAAGAAAGGAGUAAAAGAAUCCAAGUCUUGGAAGAAAGCUUGGUGCCUACCACCACGGCCUUAGGUCAUCAGAGAGAGCUGGAGAAGCACACCACCAGUGAUUCUGAGGCGGCCAGGAGAGCUGACGAUGAUAUAUUACCAAGUGUUGAGACCCUGGAAAUGUUGAAGGCGGGGGAGCCAGGCAACCAGAACUUCAGCAGCAAAGUGGUACAGAGGGGGUGUGAGUUCUUUGACAGCAAUGGAAACUUCCUCUACAGAAUUUGAGCCUGGGCCUGGCUUUUGGAGAGGCCUUGACACAGCUGAACAAGUAGACUUGAAGCUGCCUGCAUUUUUGCACAUCACUGGCCACUUUGGAGUAAGAGUUGGUGAGGCUAGGGUGUGGGGCGGAGGAGCUACUUAGGUAGGGUCAGACCCCGUGGGUGCCCUGUGCAUCUUAAGUUCUCAUUCAUCCUUGUUGCUUGGUGGUCUCUCUGUUGAGAACGAGAAAUAUGUGUAUCCUGUCAUGGAUUUUUGUGAUAGUGUGUUGGGAGGGAAUUGAAAGCUUGCCUCUUGACCUCACUUCCUUUCUAAUCACUGAACACUAUUCUUGAUUUGUCUUAAUCAAUUGGUUUCCUUAUGUGUGAAAUAAAGUAAAAUGGAACAGUU